Molecule: messenger RNA, 1404 nt
Organism: Trichoderma atroviride IMI 206040
Lineage: Eukaryota; Fungi; Ascomycota; Sordariomycetes; Hypocreales; Hypocreaceae
Source: RefSeq, a predicted model, not a curated record
AUGGAUCAGCUUCUCACCAAUCUCUGGACAAGAGGUGGUUGGUUUCGAGCCUUUACACCACCUUGCCCUGCUGCCAACGAUAGCAUCACCUCUGCUCACAAUGAUUUGCCCAAGGGAGCUCCCAUCCUCAACGUCUCAUCAGAUGUUCUGCUCCUCAUUGGAGACUAUUUGGAUGCUUCGGAGCUUCUUUGCCUCAAGCUUGCUUGUCGAAGCACGUAUGCGCUGUUCCCGCAGACUUACAAGACAAUGCUCCCUAGCCAAAAGAAACAGCUGCUCCCCCUCAUCGAAAAGGAUCCCCUGGGCAGAGGGACCUUCUACUGUGCCCCCUGCAACAAGUUACACGCUUUUCAGCAAACCACUGGACCUGCUUCAGAAUUAGAACACACCGAAGAGAAACGCAGGCAUGGCAAAUGUUCGGGUCGAGAUCGAUUCUCCCCCCUCAACAACCCCUUUGGCCUCAGCUACGCCCAUGCCAGGCUGGCUGUGAACCGUCACUUGUACGGCGCCGAACACGGCAUCCCGCUGGCCAAUUUGUGUCUUGAACACAGCGAACAGCGAGACGGGACCACCAUCAAAUGUUCAACUUCGGCCAAGAUGAUGGAUGGAGAGCUGUUCUUGCAGCGCACUUACGUCUUCGCUGUGGCUGAGACUGAUGUGGCCGCUUUCCGCAAGUGUACUGGCGCGCGCGACUUCAAGCUGUGCGAGCACACUUCGUUCUUUUCCGGCUCUUCGGCCUUUCGCCAAUACAUUCCAGAGCUGCAGCAGAAGCCACUUACUGGCGGCCAUGACUUGGUGCCCUGCCGCGAGGCUCCUGGAUCCUGUGGCUUAUGUCUGAUGGACUAUGACAUCACAAUCGAGCCUUGCACACUUGCAGACAGCGGCAUCAAGUCGUGGAGAAUCGUCAUCAGAGCCAUUCACCAGCUCGGCGACUGCCGCUCUCCCGAAGACUGGAAAUGGGCACGGUUCACUGAGGCUUGCCGACCGCAUCUCUUCUUCCCGAACCGACCUAAUCGUCGCGGGUCGGCUUACAACCCUGGCAUGGUCCAGAAGCGAUGGGCCGACGACGAGAGGGAGGCCUGUGCAGUGCUGGACGGACGAGAGUCCAAUAGAGGCUUGUUCGGCUUGUCGUUUCUCACCUAAGCGGCCUUGUACGACAAAGAAGUGCAAGUAGCCAUGGCUGCUUUCGCUUUGUCGGAAUGCUGCGCACGUUGCUAGGCAUGAAACACGUGCGGAUGCAACAAUUACACAAAAGACACCCGGUGUUACCGCAGCUCUGGGGCUCAGCGAGCACAUUCAUGUACAAAUUUCAAAUCAUGCGACCACGAUACACGCAAUCCUGCGGCUAAAUAUGCCGACAAUAGAUUUUUCCACUUACUUUUUUCUUCUCUUUCUUAUCUUGAGCCC